UGUGCUUCUUGGGGGUACGUCCCGGUUACCUAUCCUAGCGUGCCUCGAGAUUGGCUCCUUUCCGUUCCCCGACCCCCAAAGAGCUGUUGGCCAGCUGGUGGGUGGUGUGCAUCAUCCCUUCCUACCUACCUUUCUAGACUCUCUCUCACCUUGCCUCAACCUGUUUCCUUGCAUCCACAGGAGCGGUGCAGCAGCAGCGCAGGAAGCACGCACGCACCAGUACCCGACCGCAACUCACCUUACCUCUGCCGCCCUCAAGUGGCCCCGUCCUCAGCUGAAGGGGAACGACGACGUGCACCUGGCUGCAUUUCCGCCAUCCAAACCACCAUCUCCAAAUCUCCCAUUUUCCUCCCGUCGUGUCUCGCUUCUACAUUAGCCUUUCAACGGCUGGCAACAAAGGCUCAGUUUGCGAGCAACCCAAGCCCACCUAAAAGGGGAAGCCUCUUUUCUUUCGCGUACUUUAUGCCCGUAAUACCGACCGCUUCAUUCAACAGCAAGCUCGAGACGAUCCCCCCUCUGCCCCUGGCUCCGAAACCAUGUGACGGAACCAUCGAAUCCCGCCCACCAACUUCGCUCCCAUCGCCAACUCGCUCGCUUUUCUUCGAUUACUCUUUCAAGUACACACGAGACUUCAGCGCGUCCUGCUUCUAG
Messenger RNA from Colletotrichum costaricense, 651 nucleotides. RefSeq lists its product as uncharacterized. Lineage: Eukaryota; Fungi; Ascomycota; Sordariomycetes; Glomerellales; Glomerellaceae. The record is from RefSeq and is a predicted model, not a curated record. The annotation marks the transcript as partial. The transcript is spliced from 2 exons.